Sus scrofa (pig) is the source of this 5369-nucleotide messenger RNA. It is a transcript of the gene ZBED3, whose product is annotated as zinc finger BED-type containing 3. Gene Ontology annotation, biological process: regulation of transcription by RNA polymerase II. The record is from RefSeq and is a predicted model, not a curated record. Lineage: Eukaryota; Metazoa; Chordata; Mammalia; Artiodactyla; Suidae. Gene Ontology annotation, molecular function: DNA binding.
AAUCUGAUUCAUUUACACUAGGUAAUUUUCUUUUCAUCAGAUGUCCACAGCUGUAAGUAUGGACAUCUUUUGGGAGAGAAGAAAAGUAAUAACCAAUAAUAGUUACUCUUCAUACUUUCCUUUUUAAAAAGGGAUUACACAGGCUCUGCCUGUUGUCAUUUGACUGGCGAGGCUUCCUUCUAAGAGGAAUAGACUUUCUGGCCUCGAAGACCGCUCUGUCAUGGGACUUGCUCUGGUCAACAGAACCUGAGCAGAAUUGAGGCAUGCAGAAUGAGGGCUGGUUUCAGUUUUAAGAGAAGCAUAUGCCAGUGGUUUAUAAGAGCUGAUUGUUACAUUUCCGGAAACUUGGCAAGCCACUUGUUAAACUCUAAGUAGCUUGAAAUUCUCCAGGGUGAGAGUAUGUACAUCAUAGAAACGGCAAACACUACAAAACAGGACUCCUCUUCCCUCAAAAAUGCUUGCAGCAUACGACGAGGGAGUGUCCCUAAAAAGUUGAUCUUGCAAGCUGCAGCUUGAAAUCCAGGACAGCGGGUGAGUGGAGCCAAAGCUGCCUGCAGCUGUAAGAUGUAAUUUGCUUGAGAAAUGAACCUUUGCUUUUAGAAAUCACUGAGUUGUGCGGGUUGUUUGUUACCUCAGCAUAACCCUUCAAAAGCUGGCUGAUACACCAUGCCAGUGUUGCUAAGUUUUAGUGAACACCAAUGAACCCUACCUUUAUCUCUCCAGACCUUGGUUCAGGAGAUUUCUCCUAACUUGUGCCAUCACACACCUUGAACCUGAAAGGAUGCAAACUACACUCAGAGACUCAAGCCUGGGAAUCUGGGUCUUGCAAGGUUAACAGAAAGAUAUAAAACAGUAAUUCCAUUAAAAAAAAAUCACUAAGCUACUGCGUCAUUUUUAAACCUUGGCAAACACAAGGCUGUGGCUUGUGGACCUGGAUCGUUUGGGAGUGAGUGCCAGCCCUUUCAAGGGCAGGUCACAUGUUACCGGCCCUCCUUCCCACCCCAGAAGCAGGAAUGGAGCGCUGUGUCUUUAAGGGGGACACGGCGGAGGUUUCCGCACAGGACAAAAUGUCUGCGAGGAUCCUGGAGGGGAUCGGCGAUCCCAGACUCCCAGCCCACCUCCCGCUUCGGGGGUGAUGGGGCGCUGCCUAGAGAAUGAGGAGCGACGAGCCGGCCGUGACCAUGGAAGACACCGGCGGGUCGGACAGGGCUGCAGGCCGCCUGGGGACACCGUACUCCGAGGCCUGGGGGUACUUCCACCUGGCGCCGGCGCGCCCAGGCCACGCUACGCGCCCCUGGGCCACCUGCCGGCUGUGUGGAGAGCAGGUGGGCCGCGGCCCGGGCUGGCACGCCGGCACCACGGCGCUGUGGAAGCACCUGAGGAGCGCCCACAGGCGGGAGCUGGCGGAAAGCGCUGCCCGCCACUCGCCGCCCUCUGCUCCGGGCCCCGCCGCGGCCGCCGAGGCGACUGGGCGCGCCUGCUGGAGCAGAUGAGCGCCCUGGCGGUGCGUGGAAGCCUGCGCGAGCGCGAGCUGGCGCGGCGCGAGGCGGCCCUGGAGCAGGGCGAGCGCGCCCUGGAGCGCCGGCGGCGGGCGCUUCAGGAAGAAGAGCGCGCGGCGGCCCAGGCGCGCCGGGAGCUGCAGGCCGAGAGGGAGGCCCUGCAGGCGCGGCUGCGGGAAGUGAGCCGGCGCGAGGGCGCCUUGGCCUUGGUCUCGGUCCCCCUGCACGUUCCGUUCAAAGAGGAGCCCCCCGAGGGGGAGCCCCCCUACGUCAUCACGAAGGUCCUCCUGUAGCUUCUGGCACCUUCGACCCCCACCCCCGCGUUCGGCGGCGCCACUCCAAAAGUGGCCCCAGCACCAGCGCCUUCAGCCUCACCUGGAAGCGGGAAUUCAGGCCGGUGGCCGCCCGGGCCGCAUCGAAAUCGCCCACUGCGAGGUUGAGAAGCACUUUGGAGAGGAACCAAAAAUCAUUACAGCUGGGGUGGUCCUCUGGGAUGCCUGGAAGCCCAAGUUCCAGUGGCCUCCUUUGCUGGUGGUGUUUCGUCGCAUCCGUGCAGCGGGGGUGGUUUUUCUCUGACCGCCUUUGGAAUGAGAGCUCCAACAGCCCCAUGAACCUAGAUCAUCUGGAGCCAUGGCCAUUUUGUGCCUGGUGACUUCGAAAGGGCAGAAGCUUCCUUACAUGCCACAGACUAUGACACCAUGUGCCUCGUACACCGGCCAGGGCAACCCAGGAUAGAGGGUGAGUGGAAAUGAAGAGAAAGCAAUUUUACCCCAAAAAGAGUUUACUGGCAUUCUGGUUGGACCAGUGGGUUAAGGAUCUGGAGUUGCUCCAGCUAUGUCUCUCAUUUGAUUGAUACCUGGCCUUGUGAACUUUCAUAUGCCAUGCUAAUGGAGCCAAAGAGAGAGAGAGAGAAUUUACUCAUUUCCUAAUGAGUAAAUUUUUGGUAUGUAGACUUUGCCCAGCACAAAUUUCUGAACAGGAGCCCAUUUAGUGUCUAUGACUGCUCAUUACCCUGUCAUUUCUAGCGCCUUUGAAGGCGGUUUGGGAGAAGCCCUCUUUUCACUCCCCUCCCCAGCUUGCCACACAGUACCAGGUGCACCCUAUCUCACCUCCACCAUCUUCUUUCCCCUGUUUCAGACCCAGUGGCAGCUGUGGCAAGAUCUCCUACUUAAUCGCCUAACACCUGAGGCCUUACUAGCAAGACAUGACCUCAGCCUUCCUUCCUUCUUAGGAAGGGUGCUUUUGCCCCACGUGUCCACAGUCCUCUUUCCUGGGCGCAAGGAGAAGGCAUCCCUUCCAUCUGAAGCCAGUCCUCUUCCACCUUUACUGGGCCUUUGCUCCAUUACUGUUCCUCUUCCUCCCUCCCUUUCUUCAGACUCCCUGUUUUUUUUUUCCCCCAUGACACUUACUUUUUAAAGAGAUCCACCAUCUGUCUUUUAGAAUGUCCUAUAGUCUGGAUCUGCUUCCUUAAGCCAACUUAUGUGCUCACUCUUGGCUCAUUGACCUACAGAGCUAAAGUAAUCACACCUGUGCCAGCGACUCCUGACUCCCUCCAACCCUAAGUGUUCUUCACAGGUCUGGCAUGUCCAAUUCCUUGCUGCAUGUCCCCACCUCUACCUGCAUAUGUUGCCACUGCAGAUGGAAGGGGUAAACCUAUUCAACUCUGCAUCCCUACCCCUCAGCCCAUAACAACUAUUGGGCUUAUCUAUCAGGUACAUUGUCAGGUCUUAUCUCACUUUAUUUCCAUAGCACGUCCUAUGCCCAUUUUACAGCUAAGGAAAUUAAGAGAGGAGUUAAGUAACAUGUACAAGAUUACAGCUGGUAAGUAGUAGAGUCAGGAUCCAAAUCCAGUCUCCACCUCCAGAUGCCAUGCUCCUGGCUGCUGUACUGUCUCCCUUGUUACUCAGUCACAGCGCUCACACUUGUUUCCUAACUCCCAACUCCAAGUAGUACUGUCGGUGACAAUAACAUGUACUGAGCACUCACCAUGCCAGAGCUGUGCCAAAAAGCUUUGAAAGAAUACUGCCUACCAUGCAGCCACUCCAUUACACAAUUACUCUCAUACACGUUUUGCAGAGGAAGAGACAGGCUCAGGAGGGCUAAGUAAUGAAAAGGCAGGGUAGGAUUUGAACAUCAGUCUGGUCGAAUCCUAAGGCCCCUGAUCUACUGAGUCUGUUUGUACAAAGUAUUUCACCUGUCUUCCUUCUGAUGUCACCUGCCAAGCCCGGGGCCCAUUAUCAUUCAUCUGGGAUUUAUCUUCCCACACUGUCCCUUACCUGACGUUCCACUUAGCCAAAGGAACUGUCCUAGGCUGACACUGAUUAUAUCGCCUUUCCUGCUCAAAAGACCCUUAAGAUCACCCAUCAUCUACCAUCUUUGACUUUACGGCCUGGCAUUCAAGUCACCUCCACCCCCAUGCCAGUCUUAUUUGUCCCCUCCCCUACAACACGUGCUAUAUACUCCAACCAAAUUUAACCCCUCUCUUUUCUGACAUGCCCUGGUCUUGGCACCUCUGUGCCUCUGUUUGCCUUUCCUCCACUCAAAAAUCCCCUUCAGCAGUUCCUAUUGUGGCUCAGCAGUUAUAAACCCGACUAAUAUCCAGGAGGAUUCGGGUUCAAUCCCUGGCUUCACUCAGUGGGUUAAGGAUCCAGUGUUGCCAUGAGCUGUGGUGUAGGUCGCAGAUGCAGCUCAGGUUGGCGUCGCUGUGGUGUAGGCCAGCAGCUGAAGCUCCAAUCAAACCCCUAGCCUGGGAACUCCUGUAUGCUGCCAGUGAGGCCCUAAAAAGGGAUCGGGGGGUGGGGGGGGAGGGAAAGAAACCCCUUCAAUCACUUGAGUAUGAAAAACCCCACCCAUUUUCUAAGACCAAGCUCAAAUUUGACUGCCUGCAUGAAGCUUUCCUGGGUUCCUCAUCAUUUAGACAAUUCCUUACUUCUCUGGACUUGCAGCAUUUUUUGUCUCAAAACACUCAAAGGCCAUCAAGCAUGUGGCUCUGUGGGCUCCUGUCAUGUCCACUGCCUGAGCUCCUAAGGAGUAGGGAUGGAGUUCACUCAUCCUGCCUAUGACAGCUGCUCAAUAAAUAUUUCAGGCAUUGAACCCACUUAGUGUGUUUAACAUUUUUAUCAGUUCUCCCAAAUUAUUAUAUAAUUAUUAAUUUAUCUUUAAUUCUCUAAGUAGAAUUCCCCCCAACACACAAAAAUAGCCUAAAAGAAAGUAGCAGCAAUUUUAAAAAAGCUAUUUAAGUCAAUAAAGAUUCAAAAGGUGUCAGUUAUUGGGCUAUUUGGUUUGAAUCCAAUCAUCUAGCAUGUCAUUUUCAAGACCACUUUUUGUUUCAUUACCCAAGUAACACAAAUGCAAUGCCCCGAUCUAGGAGGAACAGAAGAAAACAAUUCCCCGAACUCCUGUCACCUUACAAGACUGUUAUCAACAUUUUGAUGUAUUAUUUUGUUUCUUGCAAUUUUUACAUUACUCUAGCAAUAGUAUAAAUUAUUUCCACUAAGUACUGAAACCUAACUUCAUGUGGAUUUAUAACCUGGGCUAUAAGAUCUGAAUUUGGAACUCUCUGUAAGGAAAAAAAAAAACAAAAACAAAACUUCUACAGAUGUUACUCUGUUUCCACUAAUUGUUAGAACCAUUAAAAUAAGAUGGACUUUUAGCUUUUAGACACGUAACUGCUCCCUCAAGAAAGACGGCUAAUGGGAAUACCAAUAGCCUUUUAAGGGGAUGAGGAAAACAAAACAUUAGCCUGACUAAUGGCUUAGCGCUGGUUGUGGGAGCUAUACUUUUUGUACUUCUGCAUUGUUGUAAUUUUUUAUAUCAAGCAUAAAUUACUUUCAUACUAAAAUAAAAAAGUUACAUUUUGCAAAUGAAAAA